Messenger RNA from Colletotrichum chrysophilum, 693 nucleotides. RefSeq lists its product as uncharacterized. Gene Ontology annotation, biological process: xylan catabolic process. The transcript is spliced from 3 exons. Gene Ontology annotation, molecular function: hydrolase activity, hydrolyzing O-glycosyl compounds. Lineage: Eukaryota; Fungi; Ascomycota; Sordariomycetes; Glomerellales; Glomerellaceae. The coding region runs from base 1 to 693 and encodes 230 amino acids. The record is from RefSeq and is a predicted model, not a curated record.
AUGGUCUCUUUCUCCGCUCUCUUGGUGGCUCUUACCACCGCCGUUGGAGUCUUUGCUCUCCCUGGAGACCUGAUCAAGCGUCAAUCUACACCAAGCUCAACCGGAACUCACAAUGGAUACUACUACUCUUGGUGGACUGAUGGUGGCUCACAAGUGACGUACACCAAUGGAGCCGGGGGCUCGUACUCUGUUGUUUGGCAGACUGGUGGAAAUUUCGUCGGUGGAAAGGGAUGGAACCCGGGCAGUGCGAGAACCAUUACCUACUCGGGAACCUACAGCCCCAACGGUAACAGUUACCUCGCCGUCUAUGGAACCUACAACCCCUCCUCCGGCGCUACAAGGAAGGGCUCCGUCACCAGCGACGGCGGAACCUAUGACAUCUACGUUAGCACUCGAACCAACGCCCCGUCCAUCGAGGGCACCAAGACCUUUCAGCAGUACUGGUCUGUCCGCCAGAGCAAGCGAACCGGCGGCACUGUCAACACCGGGACACACUUCAACGCCUGGGUUGCUGUCGGAUUGAACCUCGGUACCCAUGACUACCAGAUUGUUGCGACGGAGGGCUACUUCAGCAGUGGCUCUGCGUCAAUCACUGUUGGCUCUGAUGGCGGCAGUACCAGCCCGCCUUCCACCAGCAACCCUCCACCCAGUGGCGGUGGUGGAAGCGUAAGCCUCCCGAUGGUAGUCUCAUGA